GGCCUGCGGGGGUUGGGGCGGCGCAGGCCGCGGUCUCUGUGCCAGCCUUCUCCGUGCCCUUGCGGGGGUGCCCGGCCCGGGUGACAAGCUGCGGGCGUCUGAAUGCGAGCGGGGACCUCACGGUGGCGCAGGCGGUCCCUCGGUGCCGCGGCGCUCCGUGGUGGCGCGGUGCUGGCCUCCCUCGGUGCAGCGGGAGGCCUUUGGCCUCGGUUAGGUCCUGCAAUGCCAGAGCUCUACUGCAGAAUCUUAAGAUUCAGUAUAACAACCUUAAAUGGGGAAUUGUCAUCUUGCUAUGAAAAACAACAUCCUGUGAGUUUGUUUCAAGCUUUCUGCUUCAUCAUCUGCUUCAGAUAAGCUGUGCUCUGAGCAGUCCUGGGGAAACAUGGCCUUCCGCAGCUGGAAGCAUCUCCUCCUCUUGGGCAGGCAGGACACCUUUGCCAAGGCUUGGAGGAGCAGGAGGGGAGGAGCCCCCUCUCUGCGCUGGAAGCGCUGCAGCCAUUGGAGUGCCGGCAAGUCUCUGGACCCCGAGGUUAGAGCCUUUUUGGAGGAGAACACGGAGGUCACCAGCAGUGGGCACCUCACACCAGAAAUACGUCUGCGCCUCCUCACACCUCGCUGCAGGUUCUGGAAGGAAAAACCUGACCUGUGGCCUUAUGGGGACCCAUUCUGGGCAAUUUACUGGCCAGGAGGCCAAGCACUCUCCAGGUAUAUUUUAGAUAAUCCAGGUGUUGUUAAAGGACGAUCAGUUUUGGAUCUUGGAAGUGGAUGUGGAGCAACAGCAAUAGCUGCUGUGAUGAGUGGUGCAUCCCAAGUCCUUGCUAAUGACAUUGACCCUAUUGCAGGAAUAGCAAUGAUCAUGAACUGUGAACUGAACCACUUGAAUCCCUUCCCCAUCACCAUUAAGAACAUCAUUAACUCAGAGGCUGGCAACUGGGACCUCAUUGUUCUAGGAGAUAUGUUUUACGAUGAACAGCUUGCUGAUGGUCUACAUCACUGGCUGAGGAAAUGCAUCAGGAUACAGCAAACUGAAGUGCUGAUUGGUGACCCUGGCAGGCAUCAGUUUUUAAGCCACCGCAUUCACAGUCAGUUACACAAAGUCAUAGAAUAUUCACUUCCCGAGUAUACUAGACAAGAGAACAAUGGAUUAACAUCAAGUAUCGUUUGGAGCUAUCAGCCCUCAGAUAGCUUGGAAAGCUGCUGAAGCUGGCUUUCUAAUGAAUUCUGUCUCACUUGGCUUUUUUAUUUUUGUAAGUGUGUAAACUGAAACCAGGAAUUCAACAUGGAGCACAACUGUUGAUGCAAAGUAGAUUACUGUACCUUCUCUGUAUUGAUUUUGCUCAUAAUCAUUGAGGCUUUUGCUCUAUUUGAGGUAAAAACUACAUGCAAACUGUAUUCAAAGGGGUCUGCUCUGAAGUAUAAAUCCGAAGACAAGUAACAUGAAAGAGUUUGCAUGCUUGAUGUUUUUCAUGUCUAUCCAUGUUUUGCUAUCUGACGCUAUUGUGAAAUGCAUUGGAUGUCAGCAUAUUGCUGUGGCGUAAAAGGUGGUGGCUGAAGUAUUACUGAACUGCUUUCAGAGACUGCGGCAGCUUAAUUACAAUAAAAAUUAUUGCUGUUCUUCAUAAAACUCUCCACUAAAGUAUUAGCUCAUACUGUGCUCAAAGUGCCUUGCUCUUUUUUGAGGUGUCUCUUCUGAAUGUCAAAAGUAACUUAUUAACUCUUUCCCCCUCUCCCCUCUAUAAUAAAAGGUUUUCUCUUCA
Molecule: messenger RNA, 1757 nt
Organism: Melopsittacus undulatus (budgerigar)
Lineage: Eukaryota; Metazoa; Chordata; Aves; Psittaciformes; Psittaculidae
Gene: ETFBKMT
Product: electron transfer flavoprotein subunit beta lysine methyltransferase
Exons: 5
Coding region: 383-1201 (272 amino acids)
Cellular component (GO): mitochondrial matrix
Molecular function (GO): protein methyltransferase activity
Source: RefSeq, a predicted model, not a curated record